CCGAUUUUUUCGGUGGUAAGUUGAAGUUGAGAAAGCUGUUGUUGUACAGGCUCAUGCGCGUUAACAUUAGAGCUGUUUAUUAGCUAAAAUACUGGUGUUGGGCUACGUUUCUACAUUUCAGCAAUACUUUAACUCAAACAACGAUGACUGGUUCGAAUGAGUUUAAACUGAACCAGGGUCCGGAGGACAGCAUCUCCGCAGUGAAGUUCAGCCCCAGCACAGCGCAGUUCUUGCUGGUGUCUUCCUGGGACUCCACUGUCCGUCUCUUCGAUGUUGGGGGUAAUUCCAUGAGAAUGAAGUACCAGCACCUGGCGCCCGUGCUCGAUUGUGCUUUUUAUGACCCCACGCAUGCCUGGAGUGGGGGUCUGGAUAUGCAGUUGAAAACACAUGACUUAAAUACUGACCAAGACACAAUAGUGGGAACACACGAUGCCCCAAUUCGUUGUGUGGAAUACUGCCCAGAAGUCAACGUCAUGGUAACGGGCAGUUGGGAUAGGUCCGUUCGACUGUGGGACCCAAGGACCCCCUGCAAUGCUGGUACCUUUACCCAGCCUGAAAAGGUCUACACGCUUUCUGUGGCAGGGGACAGGCUGAUUGUGGGCACGGCGGGGAGGAGGGUCCUGGUGUGGGACCUGAGGAACAUGGGAUACGUCCAGCAGAGGAGGGAGUCCAGCCUCAAGUACCAGACCCGCUGCAUCCGAGCCUUUCCCAACAAGCAGGGCUACGUGCUGAGCUCCAUCGAAGGCCGCGUCGCCGUGGAGUACCUGGACCCCAGCCUGGAAGUGCAGAAGAAGAAGUACGCCUUCAAGUGUCACCGGCUGAAGGAGAACGGCAUCGAGCAGGUCUACCCCGUCAACGCCAUCUCCUUCCACAGCGUCCACAACACCUUUGCCACAGGCGGUUCGGACGGGUUCGUGAACAUCUGGGACCCCUUCAACAAGAAGCGGCUGUGCCAGUUCCACCGCUACCCGACCAGCAUCGCCUCGCUGGCGUUCAGCAACGACGGCUCCACCCUGGCCAUCGCCUCGUCCUACAUGCAGGAGCAGGGCGACAUCAGCCACCCCGAGGACGCCAUCUUCAUCCGCCAGGUCACCGACGCCGAGACCAAGCCCAAGUCGACCUAAACCCAUCCCGGGAGCAGGUCUUCAGGCCGCGUCGCCUCGAACCCCGGUCUGAGGCCUGCGUCUCUUGGGGGAAUAUCUGCUGGCAUCCAGUUGAACAUGAAUCCUGCUCCCUUUUUUUUCUGCUGUCCUAUAAUCCGCCUGUGUGUUUUUUACUUGUAUUUCUGAAGAGUAGGGUUGUGUUGAAGGCCACAGCCACGCACACCAUCUACUCUCUGACUAAUUUUAGUGCUUUUUAUUCUGAAUUUUCUAACUUUUGUAAUGUGAUCAUUGUUAAUGUUCUUUACAACUUUGCAAAUGUUUGUUCUGCUCGACACUGUAUUCACGUGACAUUUUCCUUUUUUUAAACUGCUCAUUUAAUUUUUAAAAGGACAUUUCUCAUAGUUUAUGCUAUGUAUGAAACAUUUAUUUUAAAAUUGCUAUCUUUCUGUAUUGAUCCAUGUCUGUGCAGCUGUAUCACUGCUGCUCUUCUCAAACAUGGAAUUACUGUAGCCAAUUAUACCUGAAAGUUACUGUUUUGCUUAAGUGUUUCUGCUAAAACAACAGUAUUUUCUCA
Anguilla anguilla (European eel) is the source of this 1677-nucleotide messenger RNA. Its product is annotated as mitotic checkpoint protein BUB3. Gene Ontology annotation, cellular component: kinetochore; mitotic checkpoint complex; bub1-bub3 complex. Gene Ontology annotation, biological process: mitotic spindle assembly checkpoint signaling. Gene Ontology annotation, molecular function: ubiquitin binding. The transcript is spliced from 8 exons. Bases 144 to 1124 code for a protein of 326 amino acids. The record is from RefSeq and is a predicted model, not a curated record. NCBI's taxonomy places the organism in Eukaryota, Metazoa, Chordata, Actinopteri, Anguilliformes, Anguillidae.